AUGGGAAUCCGUCUUGCAUGGGCAGAUAAUGGACCAAAAAAUGGUCUCGAGUGGGCCCCUCCGGUUCGAGUGGUGGCUGUGGUUACACUAAUUGCUUCAACACUUGAUGUUCUAGCAGAUUUGCUAGUAUGUAACAGGAUAGCCGAGUUUUUGGGGAACUUUCAAAGCAAAAUUGCCAUAUAUGCAGCAUAUGGAUACUUUAUUUUCACAGCGAUCAGUCUAAUUGUCUAUCUUUUCGAAAUGAUAGAUGUUUGCAAAACGCUGAAAUACGACGAGGAGAAUGUCUUUUAUGCAAGACUGGCAAAGAGCAUGGUCGUUGCCCUCGAAGAGGUUCCACUGCCAGCAUUGAUGAAUAUUCUUUUCACCCAUGAGCCUCGGUUGUCUCUAGCGUCGCCAGUUUAUUUUUCCUCCUGGAUAAAAUUGGUUGCUCUUUCAUGGGGAAUCGUCAAAUUCACGAAACUUCGGUUCUUCUGGCCUUGCUUGCCGCUGAAUCCAAAACACGAUCUUACUGAAAACGUUCGAAGAUGUUUUACGUUCACCUUGUACAGAAUUGCGAUGAUCAUUGUUAACAUUUGCCACAUCCUCGCAAUUGUAAUUGUGAUUGCAAAUCUGAUUGCAAGCAGCUCCGGUGGUCGCCAAAUUUACGAAAAGGAUCAAUAA
Molecule: messenger RNA, 660 nt
Organism: Caenorhabditis bovis
Lineage: Eukaryota; Metazoa; Nematoda; Chromadorea; Rhabditida; Rhabditidae
Source: the annotation of a GenBank genome assembly